Messenger RNA from Cercocebus atys (sooty mangabey), 2977 nucleotides. RefSeq names its product carboxypeptidase A6 (gene CPA6). The transcript is spliced from 11 exons. Gene Ontology annotation, biological process: proteolysis. Lineage: Eukaryota; Metazoa; Chordata; Mammalia; Primates; Cercopithecidae. Gene Ontology annotation, molecular function: metallocarboxypeptidase activity; zinc ion binding. The record is from RefSeq and is a predicted model, not a curated record. Bases 1456 to 2646 code for a protein of 396 amino acids.
AACACUCACUGCAAGGGUCCACAGCUUCGUUCUUGAAGUCAGUGAGAGCAAGAACCCACCAAUUCCAGACACAAUAAGUAGAGCAAGGAAAAAUAAUACAGUGAAAAAUAAGCAUUUUUUUAACUGUAUGACUACAGUGACUGUUGCAGUCCUCAGAAGAUAAUACAGUACUGUGACCUAUGAAGCAGUAUAGUCUAGGAUUAUAUCUAAAUGUAGUAAAAAUUCAAAAUUAAGGACAUGUAAGGUGAGAAAUGGGAUGAGUGGGCAAAAUUCAAAUGGACUACCUUGUCAGUUCCCUGGUAAGGGGAAGUAGGAUUCAGAAUCUAGAAAUGCUCUAGAGAAAUCUUGGGGAGAGGAUAUAUUUAAAGAAAAUAUAUCAGUCCAUACUGUCAUAGAGAAUGGGGGAAACAAAUAUUAACAUGACAAUUGUAGUAGGUUGAAUAGUGUCAUCAAAAAAGACAUGUCUGUGUCCUAACCACAUUCAAGACCUGUGAAUGUGACCUAAUUUGCAAAAAAAAAAGAAAGUAUUUUCAAAUGUACUUAAGAAUCUGGAGAUAAAGUCAUCCUUGGCAAGUGACAGAAGAGAAGACCAUGUGAAGAUGGAGAUGUAAGUUGGAGUGAUGUGGCCACAAGCCAAGGAAUGCCAAGAGCCACCAGAAGCUAGAAACAGCUAGUGAGAAAUCGCCCCUAGAGCCUCUGGGGAAGCACAGCCUGGCCAACAACUUGAUUUUGGACUUCUGGACUCUAAAACUGUGAGAGAAUAGAUUUAUAUUGUUUUAAACCAUCCCCGUCUUUUGCAAUUUGUUAUGGCGGCCCCUAGGAAACUCAUAACAAUUACUCAUGCAAAUAAGACAUAAUUAAAAGUUGCGGACUGUGAAAAAAAAAAUUCUAUGAAAGCAGACAACAAACAUACCUUGACCCAAACUUGGAGGGCAGAGAAGCUCUCCAAGAAUCCAUAGCAAAAGAUCCUAAAAGAUCAUCCAAGAAAGCUAAAUGGGUGCAGACCCAAAAGAAUUUUAAGAGUAAAUAAGGUGUUUUGCAGGAUAUUAAGUUUUAUGUAAACUAAUAUUGAAUUGAUAUGGUUAUGUAAAUUAAACACUAGUCAAAGACAAACUUGAUAUGAAGUUUUCUUACUCAGAAUCCUAUGACAUGGCACAUAAGUGCCCUGCCUAACCCUUUUCCAAACCAACAAAAAAUGAGAAUGAAUAUAGAGCAGGAAGGUCCGCCUCUGUACUAUUUUGGGAAACUAGGAAGCCAGCCAUCUGUUACCAAGUUUACAGAGCACCUUCUGCAUCUUCCCACAUCCACGUAUAGGACUCAACACUGAAGCUGCUGGAGGACACUGAGAGCCCCAUCCUGUGCUACCUGAACCAGGACAAAUAACCCCACAAGAAAGACCAGAAUGUGAGACCUACUGACCAGACCUCCCCAAAUGCUAGAUCAGGAAGUUGGAAGAUGCUUAUUUUUCUGGCAUAUUCUCAGAAGAUCCUGAAGACAAGAACCAGGUUGGUUCCUGCACUACAGGUGGACCUGUGGCAGCCCAGCAGUAUCUCCUAUGUAUCAGAGGGAACAGUUACUGAUGUCCAUAUCCCCCAAAACGGUUCCCGAGCCCUGUUAGCCUUCUUACAGGAAGCCAACAUCCAGUACAAGAUCCUCAUAGAAGAUCUUCAGAAAACACUAGAGAAGGGAAGCAACUUGCAAACCCAGAGAAACCGAAGAUCCCUCUCUGGAUAUAAUUAUGAAGUUUAUCACUCCUUAGAAGAGAUUCAAAAUUGGAUGCAUCAUCUGAAUAAAACUCACUCAGGCCUCAUUCACAUGUUCUCUAUUGGAAGAUCAUACGAGGGAAGAUCUCUUUUUAUUUUAAAGCUGGGCAGACGUUCACGACUCAAAAGAGCUGUUUGGAUAGACUGUGGUAUUCAUGCCAGAGAAUGGAUCGGUCCUGCCUUUUGUCAGUGGUUUGUAAAAGAAGCUCUUCUAACACAUAAGAGUGACCCAGCCAUGAGAAAAAUGUUGAAUCAUCUAUAUUUCUAUAUCAUGCCUGUGUUUAACGUCGAUGGAUACCAUUUUAGUUGGACAAAUGAUCGAUUUUGGAGAAAAACAAGGUCAAGGAACUCAAGGUUUCGCUGCCGUGGAGUGGAUGCCAAUCGGAACUGGAAAGUGAAGUGGUGUGAUGAAGGAGCUUCUAUGCACCCUUGUGACGAUACAUACUGUGGCCCUUUUCCAGAAUCUGAGCCAGAAGUGAAGGCUGUAGCUAACUUUCUUCGAAAACACAGAAAGCACAUUAGGGCUUAUCUCUCCUUUCAUGCAUAUGCUCAGAUGUUGCUGUAUCCCUAUUCUUACAAAUAUGCAACAAUUCCCAAUUUUAGCUGUGUGGAAUCUGCAGCCUAUAAAGCUGUGAAUGCACUUCAGUCAGUAUAUGGGGUACGAUACAGAUAUGGACCAGCCUCCACAACAUUGUAUGUGAGCUCUGGUAGCUCAAUGGAUUGGGCCUACAAAAAUGGAAUACCUUAUGCAUUUGCUUUCGAACUACGUGACACUGGGCAUUUUGGAUUUUUACUCCCAGAGAUGCUCAUCAAACCCACCUGUACAGAAACUAUGCUGGCUGUGAAAAAUAUCACAAUGCACCUGCUAAAGAAAUGUCCCUGAGACAGCCCAAGGCUCAGGUCAACUGCCAUAGGAUUCUGAGCAAGGCCUACUUGGGCCUGGAUAGAAACUGUUUUCAAAGAGAAGGGCAGCUACUUAGAGCGAACAUAUCUAUGGACUUUAAAAAGACCCCACACAAUUUGACUUUGUGGCAAUAGAAAACAGUAAAAAAUAGGGUAUAGCCUACUUUAUUAUAAGAAAAAGUAUCCAUUUUCUAUCGCUUUAGAGUCUUAUUUGAUUAUGGUGGGAGGGAAUAUUUUCAAAUUUCCCAUUUCUCAAGAAAUGUACAAAUUAAUUGAGGAUUUCCCUUCAAUAAAUUUCAUGUUCUCAAUUA